This is a messenger RNA of Sphaeramia orbicularis (orbiculate cardinalfish), 816 nucleotides long. RefSeq names its product caudal type homeobox 4 (gene cdx4). Gene Ontology annotation, cellular component: nucleus. The transcript has 3 exons. Gene Ontology annotation, molecular function: RNA polymerase II transcription regulatory region sequence-specific DNA binding; DNA-binding transcription factor activity, RNA polymerase II-specific. The record is from RefSeq and is a predicted model, not a curated record. Bases 1 to 816 code for a protein of 271 amino acids. Gene Ontology annotation, biological process: anterior/posterior axis specification; regulation of transcription by RNA polymerase II; embryo development. NCBI's taxonomy places the organism in Eukaryota, Metazoa, Chordata, Actinopteri, Kurtiformes, Apogonidae.
AUGUAUGUGGGAUACCUACUGGAUAAAGAAACCGGCAUGUAUCACCAAGGGCCAGUAAGAAGACCAAGCAUCAAUCUGCCUCCACAGAACUUUGUUUCUACUCCUCAAUAUCCCGACUUUACCGGAUACCAUCAUGUGCCAAACAUGGAUACGCACACACAGUCUGCAGGGAGCUGGGGACCUACAUAUGGUGCUCCAAGGGAGGACUGGGGCGCAUAUAGUCUUGGACCUCCUAAUACUAUUCCUACGCCCAUGAACAACUCGUCUCCUGGACAGGUUCCUUACUGCUCAUCUGAGUACAGUCAUAUGCAUCCUCCAGGAUCCGCGGUGUUACAGCCGCCACCUGAAAACGUUACAGUUGCACAACUUUCUCCUGACAGAGAAAGACGCAAUUCAUACCAGUGGAUGAGUAAAACUGCACAGUCUUCGUCUACAGGUAAAACAAGAACGAAGGAGAAAUACAGGGUAGUGUACACAGACCACCAGAGGCUGGAGCUGGAGAAGGAGUUUCAUUUUAACAGAUACAUCACGAUCAGGAGGAAAUCUGAACUAGCUGUCAACCUGGGGCUUUCAGAGAGACAGGUCAAAAUCUGGUUUCAGAACCGCAGAGCCAAAGAGAGGAAACUGAUUAAGAAGAAGAUGGGUCAGUGUGACGGCAGCGGGGGCUCAGUGCACAGUGACCCGGGGUCGGUGAGUCCUCUGCCGGUGCCGGGUUCCCUCAGCCCCUCGGACAUGCACGGAUCUCUGUACCCUCCACAGGGAAUGAACACCUUGCCGUCUAUCAGGAAUAUACAGCAGGUGACGGUGACUCAGUGA